AUGGGGAAAGGAGGGAUGUCUCAUGGAGAAGGCUCAAAGGUGGAAGAAGAGAACAUGGCUGCUUGGUUGCUUGGUGUCAACACCCUCAAGAUCCAACCUUUUCCUCUUCCUUCCGUUGGUCCUCAUGAUGUGAGAGUUAGGAUGAAAGCUGUUGGUAUUUGUGGAAGUGAUGUUCAUUACCUCAAGGCCAUGAGAUGUGCGGAUUUCAUUGUGAAAGAACCGAUGGUGAUUGGACAUGAAUGUGCUGGGAUCAUUGAAGAAGUAGGUGGAGAAGUGAAGCACCUAGAGGUCGGUGACCGUGUGGCUCUAGAGCCUGGGAUUAGUUGCUGGAGAUGCAAUCUCUGCAAGGAAGGAAGAUACAAUCUCUGUCCAGAGAUGAAGUUCUUUGCAACCCCACCGGUCCAUGGCUCCUUAGCCAACCAAGUGGUUCACCCUGCGGAUCUAUGCUUCAAGUUGCCUGAGAAUGUGAGUUUGGAGGAAGGAGCAAUGUGUGAGCCACUAAGUGUUGGUGUGCAUGCUUGUCGCCGAGCUGAGGUUGGCCCUGAAACAAACGUGUUGGUGAUGGGAGCUGGACCUAUUGGACUAGUCACCAUGUUGGCUGCUCGAGCUUUCGGUGUGCCUAGAGUUGUUAUUGUGGAUGUUGAUGAGAACCGUUUAUCCGUAGCUAAACAGCUCGGGGCACACGGUGUUGUUAAAGUGACUACAAGCCUAGAGGAUGUUGGAUAUGAAGUUGAACAGAUUCAGAAAGCUAUGGGGUCAAACAUCGAUGUGACAUUCGAUUGUGCCGGUUUUGACAAAACCAUGUCGACUGCAUUAGCAGCUACACGAUGUGGUGGUAAAGUCUGCCUUGUUGGAAUGGGUCAUGGUGUAAUGACUGUCCCUCUCACUCCUGCAGCUGCAAGGGAGGUAGAUGUGGUGGGUGUGUUUAGGUACAAGAACACAUGGCCUUUGUGUCUUGAGUUCCUUACAAGUGGCAAGAUUGAUGUAAAGCCACUCAUAACCCACAGAUUCGGUUUCUCUCAGAAGGAAGUGGAAGAUGCUUUUGAAACCAGUGCUCGUGGGAGUAAUGCCAUCAAAGUCAUGUUCAAUCUGUGA
Microthlaspi erraticum is the source of this 1095-nucleotide messenger RNA. The record is from the annotation of a GenBank genome assembly. Lineage: Eukaryota; Viridiplantae; Streptophyta; Magnoliopsida; Brassicales; Brassicaceae.